AUGCCAGCCGUGUCUAAGCGCGAUGGGAUGCAGGGGCUCGCCGUGUUCAUCUCCAACAUCCGGAACUGUAAGAGCAAGGAGGCGGAGAUUAAGAGAAUCAACAAGGAACUGGCCAACAUCCACUCCAAGUUCAAAGGGGACAAAGCCUUGGAUGGCUACAGCAAGAAAAAUUAUGUGUGUAAACUGCUCUUCAUUUUCCUGCUCGGCCACAACAUCAACUUUGGGCACAUGGAGGCCGUGAACCUGCUGAGCUACAACAAGUACACAGAGAAGCAGAUAGGUUACCUGUUCAUCUCGGUGCUGGUGAACUCCAACUCGGAGCUGAUCCAGCUCAUCAACAACGCCAUCAAGAACAACCUAGCCAGCCGCAACCCCACCUUCAUGUGCCUGGCCCUGCACUGCAUCGCCAAUGUGGGCAGCCGUGAGAUGGGCGAGGCCUUUGCCACUGACAUCCCUCACAUCUUGGUGGCUGGGUGA
This is a messenger RNA of Physeter macrocephalus (sperm whale), 477 nucleotides long. Its product is annotated as AP-2 complex subunit alpha-1-like. The record is from RefSeq and is a predicted model, not a curated record. Gene Ontology annotation, biological process: clathrin-dependent endocytosis; intracellular protein transport. Gene Ontology annotation, cellular component: AP-2 adaptor complex; membrane coat. NCBI's taxonomy places the organism in Eukaryota, Metazoa, Chordata, Mammalia, Artiodactyla, Physeteridae. The coding region runs from base 1 to 477 and encodes 158 amino acids. Gene Ontology annotation, molecular function: clathrin-cargo adaptor activity. The transcript has a single exon.